Messenger RNA from Dichomitus squalens LYAD-421 SS1, 276 nucleotides. RefSeq lists its product as uncharacterized. NCBI's taxonomy places the organism in Eukaryota, Fungi, Basidiomycota, Agaricomycetes, Polyporales, Polyporaceae. Bases 1 to 276 code for a protein of 91 amino acids. The record is from RefSeq and is a predicted model, not a curated record. The transcript has 3 exons.
AUGGCUCUGCAAGUACUUGGUGGGCUCGUCCUCCUGGCUUCACCCUCGCUCAGAUCGCACACCAAAUCUUCAAGCGGUACAAGGCCUACUCCAUUCGCGCGCACCUUGUCCUCCGCUGGUAUCCACUCGCGCGCCACCCCGGUGCUUGGGACGGAGCUGCCGAAGCGGUGGAUGGCGUGCAUCGGCUUGGGCGGGUACGAGUAUCUGUAUAUCUGCAGGUCGGACGAACAGUACGGCGAGGUCGUUUGUUUUGGCCCGAAGGAGCUGUCUAAAUGA